AUGACAGAGAGUGUCUUCAGCGAAGCGUCGACCCGCUCGGUCUGGCCGCGUGAGGUGAUGGUCUUCAUGCUCGCGUUUAUUAGUACCCAUGAGAAGCUGUUUGAAUCAGACAGCACACGAGCUGCUGGUUUCGCAAAAUUGGCUGAACGGCUCACGACCCUCCAUCCCAACAGUCUGUCCUACACGCCCAAGAAAGUGAAGGCGAAGCUCGUCGAGAUUCACAAGUGGUGCGGGGGUAAAGCGCCCAUCGAAGAGCUUUACCAUUAUGGCGUCCAUCAAGCCACUCUGCCUGAUUUGGAGUUGUGGCAAUACGCCACAUACGACGAAAUUCGGCAUCAAAUUGACAUCUUCCGCUUGGAGCAAGGACUGUUCGACCCUUCCUCAACCAUAACUCAGCCUUUCGCAAGCAAGAGCAAAUAUGAGACACGUCAACAAAACCCGUCUACCAAAGACAAAAUUCGGUGUAUCUGCCCGUUCGACACUGAAGAUGGCCAACGAUCGGUUUGCUGUGAGCGAUGUGAGACGUGGCAGCACGUCUUCUGCUACUACGAACCCCCCGAAAACCACUUCUGCGACAAGUGUGCCAAUGAUCUGGAAGACAAUCGGGCGGAAGCUUCCAUGCAGAGCGUCACCAAAGAAAUAGGGCUGCUGUCUGUCGGUCCCGACAAUGAGGAGGACGAACAGAGCCGAGACGACCUGCUGAAGAAGGUCGGAGAGCUACAGCAUUUGACGCGUCAACUCACUGCCGAAAACCAAAGUUGUCAACGCCAGAUCAGAUCAUACAAGCUUGCCCUCCAGAACGAGAGGCAGCUCAGUACCUUUACCACUUUUCGGAACUUUGACGCGAUAGAAAUCGAGCAGAGCUUGCUUCCAACCCCGGAGAUUGGAAAGACAGUCCAAAAGAUCAAUAACCUGAUCCGCGGGUAUUUAUCAUCACAACGACUUCGCGAUAAAGAGCUCCCCUUGAUCUCACUGGUCAAAGGACGCGCAACAUCGGAGGAACUCUCCAGCACUUGGAGCUCAUAUCUGGGAAAGCAGCCAUCCUCCACCAAGAAGAAUGCAACGAGGCAUCUGAAGAACACCACUGCGUCAUCACACGCCGUUCUGAAGACGCUCGUCUGGACAGCCAUCCGUGAAUGGAUCUUCAAGUCGGAUGUCUUUUCCCUCGAGGAGUUCGCAGGGCCCUUGUUGCCUCAGUUGUCCCAGUGCGUCUUGAGUCGUGACGGGCCGGAAGCCCUACGGAAUCUCUACCUCGCCUCUUGGUUGGCACUAUUGCAGAUGGAGAAUUCGUGGUUCCAGGAUCUCUUGAAGGCCAGAGCCGACGAGCUGGGACAGCGGCUGUUGGUCACCGUUGGCUCACUGGCACAGAUUUGUAACGCCGAUGCUCAAAGUCAAUCCGAUAGCAUCAAACAGGAUCUCGACAACGACGAAGACCACAACCGCUUCCAAGAGAUAGCGAUGACGGCCCUGGUCUUAAAAUCUCGGCUGCCCUUUAAAACUUCCUUGGUCGAAUUGUAUCUCCCAGCCCCGGGCGACUUCUUUGCCGAGUGCCACGAUACACCUCUGCCGCCGACAGGUCGUCCUGAAAAAGGGAAGGUUCUCGUCGCUAUUAGUCCCGCAAUCAUCUUGUACUCUCUGGGCGCGAACGACAAAGAACAAACUCCAAGCUCGGUGCUGGACUGCAUGGUGGUCAAUGGGGACAUGGAUCGAGAACAAGGAACCGUUGUCUGUCCGGCUUCCGUCCUAUACGAGAAAGAGUGA
This is a messenger RNA of Fonsecaea nubica, 1761 nucleotides long. RefSeq lists its product as hypothetical. The record is from RefSeq and is a predicted model, not a curated record. The coding region runs from base 1 to 1761 and encodes 586 amino acids. NCBI's taxonomy places the organism in Eukaryota, Fungi, Ascomycota, Eurotiomycetes, Chaetothyriales, Herpotrichiellaceae. The transcript has 4 exons.